CCGCGACCGCGCUGCGCGUUAGUCUUCCCACAGCCAGAUCAGAGUGAGGGUUGUGGCGCGCUGCUUCGCAAGACUCCUGACUGGCUUGAGCCUGGCGCGAGUUACUGCCGAUGAACCCUGACGGGGACUUGUGACCCAGACUUGUGUUGGUGAAGCGCGGAACACACAGUGGCGCGGUGCCCUGGCAGGAGUAAUGGUGUCCAGGUGGUGACGUCUAUUGUGGGCACCAGGAAAAACUUUGUUGACUUAAAGGGGAGCAGCAAUGGCUGGCGGGGAGUCGUUGCGGGCGGUGUUGCUGAAAACCAGCACCAGCACUGCUGGGGGGCGGAGUGGCGGACGGCGGGGAGCCAGCAGCCGAGGUACUAGCAGCCAUGUCGGGGUGGGCGUCAGUGGAGGAGGGCUGACCUGGCGUUCCCUCAGGUCAGUGUCCGGCACGGCGGACACCACGGAUCCCCAAGGACAUUUCUUUCCCGCCAAGUUGGCACUGUCGUUGGGACUCAUCAAACUCUUCUUGGCCAUCCUCAUGGUGGUCCUUGGGGCGCUGGCGCUGGUCCUCAAUGCUGCCAUGGCCACGCUCGGUGUGGGACUCUGGGCAGGCGCAGUGGCAGGAUUGGCUGGGUUUUUAGGAGUGUGUUCCUCGCGGCGCCCUUACGUGCAAGUGUACGUGGUGAGCUUCAUGUGUGUCGCCAUCCUGUGCAUCGUGUCCUCUGGUCUGGUCAUCAUUCUGUCGGCGACAGCGUGGGCGAGGGAUAACCGGCACCAGCGGGCGGUGUACGUGGAUCAGGAGACCCAGGAGGAAGUGGAGGUCCUUGGGGAAGUGCUGGUGCAGCGGCCGGCAGUGCUGGUAUCCGGGGCGCUGGUGCUGUUGGGCGUGCUGGACUGCAUCGUGAGUCUGGCCUGCGUCGCCGUCUGUGUCAAGGAGGCGUGUGGGCUGAACUCCAAGGGUGCUGUGCGAGUCCAGGGUCUGUCUGAGGGCCAUAACCGAAAAGAAAGAUUGUACCGCUGGCUGGGACAGCAAAAGACCAUCUUCCCCAUUGGUUCCACUCAGGGGCCUCCAAGAGGAGUGUCAUCCAUCUCCCAGUUCGUGCCACUUUCCUCAUCAGACUCCUCCUCUUCGGCCACACCAAGAAAGGCCCUGAGCGACCCAACAUCUCCUUCCUCAACUCUUCCUUCCUCUACCUCCCACAAGAUACAUAAACUCGGCAAGAACACAUCUGCACCCUCACACAUCUCUUUUAAGACUGAACAAACAUCUGUCCCAUCCAUUCUUAAGCCGUCUGCUCUCCCCAUCCUCAACCAUGGCUCCCACUCCCUUCCUCCUCCAACGACAUAUCUCCCCACCACCAAACACCAGCACCUCUAUCCUUAUCCUCAAGACCACCGCCAUUCCAUGCACUCACAGAUACCCAUGCCCUACCCACACCAAGCUUAUCAACACCACUUCCCACCACAUGCAGCACACCCUUCCCUUUACUAUCCACACUUAAUGACUCCAAUGAUGCCUGCUUCUCAACAUUCAAUGGAUCAGGAACACCAUCAACGAACAAGUAAGAAGAAAGAGGGUAGAAAGCACAGGGAAAAGAAAGAAAAACAUGAAAAAAGAAAGCACAAGAAGGCCAAGAAAGAGCUGACAGAUGAACAGAUAGAACGUACCUACACUGGUCUUGACAGGGAGCUGGCAGAGGAGUUCAUAGAUAACACAAUGGAACCUGGACUCUCCAUUCAACGGGCUUUCAGCAACAGUUUCGAACAGGACUCCUUUUAGGGAUUUUCAACAAUGAAAUGACUACUAAUACUUAUUAUGUAAGAAAUCAAAAACACAUGUAGCUAACAUGAAUAUUUUGUUAUUCAUCUUUGUGAGGUAGAUUAUAAUACUGAGUGGUUUCUUGUAUUUGAGAACAUAUUGGUUAAGUGCCAUAAUGUUUGUAUAGUUAAUACAUUAUCUGGUGCUUUUAUGGCAGUUCUGUAUGUCAUGUAAAUACUCGUAUGUACUGAGAGCACCUCAUGUACUGAGGCUAGGGUUGGCCAUCCUUCUGGCAACUUUAGGAAAGUUAUUUCACAACCUUCAUCCUCUGUCUACUUUUGUAGUAAAUUCAACACUAAAAUGUAAGCAAUACUAAAACUGUUUUGUAUAAUUUUGUAUCAUUUCAAGUUUAUAAAAUACCACAAUAUAUGCAUUUUGUUUUGCAUACAUUCAUUAUUGCUCAAGAUGUAUGCAACAUAUCAUAUUGUAAAUAUUGCAUGAUGUACAUACCAAACAUAAUACAGUAUACUAAACCAU
This is a messenger RNA of Scylla paramamosain (green mud crab), 2281 nucleotides long. RefSeq lists its product as uncharacterized. Bases 263 to 1765 code for a protein of 500 amino acids. The transcript is spliced from 4 exons. NCBI's taxonomy places the organism in Eukaryota, Metazoa, Arthropoda, Malacostraca, Decapoda, Portunidae. The record is from RefSeq and is a predicted model, not a curated record. Gene Ontology annotation, cellular component: membrane.